AUGCUCUUCAAGGCUACUCUCCUUUCCCUCCUUGCCGCCGCUUCGGCUACUGCCAUCCCCAGGGCUUCCUCCACCGAGAUUAAUAAAUGCCUGCCCAACCAAAUCUCCAUCGGCGGCACAUGCUUCAACGCUGGCUCCUUCUGCGGCGGUUUCGCCGCGAUCCCUUGCGCCGACAAGAACCAGAUCUGCGUUGACGACCCGCGCGAUGAUUGCGACCCGAAGAAUGGAGGUUCCGACUGCGGCGGCGUCUGCAUCAAGCCGCUGUUCUGCGGUGGAUUCGCGGGUAUUCGGUGCCCCAAGGGAUUGACCUGUGUGGAUGAUCCCAGGGAUGACUGCGAUCCUGAGAAUGGUGGUGCGGACUGCGGUGGCAUCUGCGUCGCUUGA
This is a messenger RNA of Neurospora tetraspora, 384 nucleotides long. RefSeq lists its product as uncharacterized. The record is from RefSeq and is a predicted model, not a curated record. Bases 1 to 384 code for a protein of 127 amino acids. The transcript has a single exon. Lineage: Eukaryota; Fungi; Ascomycota; Sordariomycetes; Sordariales; Sordariaceae.